AUACCAAUUUAUCUCAGAAGCAUUUCAACUUGUAUUUCUGUAAAGUAUGGUGGAGAACAAGAAUGGGAAUUUGCCUGGAAUGCCUAUUUAACAAGCAGCGAUGGAAGUGUAAAAGUAGAAUUCCUUAAAGCUUUGGGCUGCAGCAGUCAGCCUUGGAUUCUACGCAGGUAUCUACAGUGGAUGCUGGAAGAACACGAAAUCAGGCAACAAGAUGCUGAUCAUGUUUUUUUGAGUGUUGUGCAAAAUGAUGUGGGCUUUACGGUAGCCAAAGAAUUCUUCAUGGCAAACAUUGAAAAGCUGACUAAUCUAUUUGGAUCCAGAAAUAGCCAUUUUAGAAAAUGGAUUAAAGAACUGGCUAGUAUGAUGUUUACUGAAGAAGAAUACGAAGAGUUCAGCGAGUUUACAGAUACCAACAAACGUUUUUUGGAAGGAGCUGAAAUGGCUGUUAGUCAAUCAAAGGAAGUAAUAAGAGACACUAUACGUUGGUACAAACGAAAUUUUCCUCAUUAUGUUGCAAUGAUGGAAAAGUACAAGAUUAGAAGAGAAAUGAACUAAUUUUUUGUAGUUAAAGGCAAAAUGGGAA
Molecule: messenger RNA, 583 nt
Organism: Gryllus bimaculatus (two-spotted cricket)
Lineage: Eukaryota; Metazoa; Arthropoda; Insecta; Orthoptera; Gryllidae
Source: the annotation of a GenBank genome assembly